Messenger RNA from Lentinula edodes (shiitake mushroom), 1050 nucleotides. RefSeq names its product oxaloacetate acetylhydrolase. The transcript is spliced from 8 exons. The coding region runs from base 1 to 1050 and encodes 349 amino acids. The record is from RefSeq and is a predicted model, not a curated record. Lineage: Eukaryota; Fungi; Basidiomycota; Agaricomycetes; Agaricales; Omphalotaceae. Gene Ontology annotation, molecular function: catalytic activity.
AUGGCCCCUGCUCUUGAUUAUCACACUGCUGUUGAGAAUUCCCUCCGCGCCGAACAGGAAAUAGAGGUCAAAGAGCCUACGGCUCUACGGGAUCCCUCAAUCUACUACAACCCAAGACUCGACCCGAAAAACUACCUUGAAGGUCCUCUUUCUCCCAAUCCUUCAACCAGACUCCGACAGAUGCUUGCCCGCCCUGGUAUUGUUGUGGCACCUGGAAUCUGUGACGGAAUUUCAGCACGAUGUGCGCUUGAAGCUGGGUUUGACUGCUUAUACCAAAGUGGUGCCGCGACUACUGCCUCUCGAAUGGGACAGCCCGAUUUAGCCAUUGCUACCCUGAACGACUUUGUCGAGGCCGGCCAAAUGGUUUCUAGCUUGAAUCCCAGUGUUCCCGUGAUCGCCGAUGCUGACACAGGUUUUGGAGGCACGGCCAUGGUUGCUCGUACAGUCAGACAGUAUGCUAGAGCAGGUGUCGCUGCCAUGCAUAUUGAAGACCAAGUUCAGACGAAACGUUGCGGUCACUUGAUGGGCAAGCAAGUUGUGUCCCGAGAGGAGUUUUUAACCCGCAUUCGUGCUGCCGUUAUUGCUAGAGAUUCCAUACCAGGAGGAUCUGACUUUGUCAUCAUUGGCAGGACCGACUCUGCUCAGGUUUUGGGAAUGGAUGAAGCCCUGACUCGCUUAAAACUGGCCGCGGCUGCAGGAGCCGAUGUAUGCUUCAUCGAAGGAGUGAAGACCAAGGAUCUUCUCGAAAAGACAGUAGCGGAGCUCGCACCCACACCGGUCCUUGUGAAUGUUAUCUCUGGUGGUCUGACUCCUUCGUUUACUUACCCCGAAGCAGAACAAAUGGGCGCCAAAAUCAUUAUCUUCUCCCUCGUUUCUUGUGUCGCUAUGGUUCAUGCUUUACGAGCUGCUAUGCACUCACUCAAGAAGACUGGAACAGACUGGGUAUCUGCUCAAGGCAUGGAUCCAAAAUCGUUCUUCGAAGUCAUGGGUCUAAAUGAAAUCGUUGAGCUUGAUGCUCAGGCGGGUGGAUGUGCUUUUGAUGUUGUAUGA